Messenger RNA from Culex pipiens pallens (northern house mosquito), 3526 nucleotides. Its product is annotated as F-box/LRR-repeat protein 20-like. Gene Ontology annotation, biological process: SCF-dependent proteasomal ubiquitin-dependent protein catabolic process. NCBI's taxonomy places the organism in Eukaryota, Metazoa, Arthropoda, Insecta, Diptera, Culicidae. The transcript is spliced from 11 exons. The record is from RefSeq and is a predicted model, not a curated record. Gene Ontology annotation, molecular function: protein binding. Gene Ontology annotation, cellular component: SCF ubiquitin ligase complex. The coding region runs from base 743 to 2044 and encodes 433 amino acids.
GUCAUUCCGUCGUGCACUGUCGAGGUAAUUUUUUAUUCGCGUAAAAAGUGCCCAUUGAUUACGGAUGUUGGCUUUGUAAAUUUCAGUGUUUCGGAAUUACAUUGUUGGUCGUGUGGUCGCGGUAUCUAUUCGGGAAGAUAAGUGCAAUCAAGGAUUAAGGGCGACAUGCUGUGAAAAGUAUUGGGAUUCCGAGUGCGGUCCGUGAUUUCCGGAGGUUUGGUUCCGUGCGCGGUGAAGGCUUGAACUGCGGCGAUAGUUGAAGAUACGCUGUGAAGGAAAAUUUGGAGCAAGUGCUGUGCACUGAACACUCACAGGUCGCCGUAGACACACCAAGGCCGACCCGUGGAGCAUUGCUUCAGAUGUCGAGCGAAGAUUCGGACGGAGCGAUUGCGGCUGCAGAUUGUGACCUCUUUGGUAGUGCUGUGAAAGUUAGUUAAAGUACUAAAUCAGCGCAAGAAGAUUCUGUGUUUUGCCCGAGGGCCAAUAAUAUAAAUUUCGCGUGAUUGUGUAUGUGCUCGACAAAGAAGCUCUAGUGAGAGUGUGCCCGCUUCCUCCCCCCAUCCGAUCGGGCGCGUGUGAGUGUGAUCUGAAAGCUGGAGGAGCAGCGCUGGGGUUUGCGAGCUCCAAAAUCAUUCAGAAACGUCGCUCAGUCAGCGGAUCAACGACGUCGCAGAAGACGACGGCAAAGACGGUGGUGCAGCAACAGCAGCAACAGUGGAGGAAACCGAAAAGUGCGGACAAGAUGAGCCAAGCGGUGUCCAGAAAUAGAUUCGAGAAAGCCUACAUAAUACCGGAAGAUGAGAUAUCGAAGAAGCUGCCGAAGGAGAUACUUCUGCGAAUAUUAUCCUAUCUUGACGUGACCUCACUAUGCCGGUGCGGACAGGUAUCCCGCUACUGGAAUAUCUUGGCACUGGAUGGGUCCAACUGGCAGAAAAUCAACCUGUUCGACUUUCAACGGGACAUAGAGGGUCCCGUGAUCGAGAACAUCUCGCUGCGGUGCGGCGGUUUCCUGAAGUAUCUCUGCCUGCGGGGCUGCCAGUCGGUGGGCAGCCAGUCGAUCCGUACCCUCGCUCAAUACUGCCACAACAUUGAACACCUGGAUCUGGCCGAGUGCAAGAAGAUCACCGACGUUGCCAUACAGCCCCUCAGCAAGUACUGCGCCAAGCUAACCGCCAUCAACCUCGAGUCCUGCUCGCAGAUCACCGACUGCAGCCUGAAGGCCCUCUCGGACGGGUGUCCGAACUUGGCCGAAAUCAACGUUUCCUGGUGUAAUCUGAUCACGGAGAACGGCGUCGAGGCAAUAGCGAGGGGUUGCCACAAAGUUAAAAAGUUUAGUAGUAAAGGAUGCAAACAGGUGAACGACCGAGCCGUGAUCGCGCUGGCGCUGUUCUGUCCCAACAUCGAAGUGUUGAACCUUCACAGUUGUGAUAGCAUAACGGACGCGUCCGUGUCGAAGAUUGCGGAAAAGUGCAUCAACCUGAGGCAGCUGUGCGUGUCCAAGUGCUGCGAACUGACCGACCAAACGCUGAUUGCGCUGGCCACCUACAACCACUAUCUGAACACGCUCGAAGUGGCCGGCUGCACCCAGUUUACGGACUCGGGGUUCAUCGCGCUGGCGAAGAACUGCAAGUUUUUGGAACGGAUGGAUCUGGAAGAGUGUAGCUUGAUUACCGAUGCUACGCUAUCGAAUUUAGCCGUAGGAUGUCCUAGCUUAGAAAAAUUGACGCUGUCCCACUGCGAGCUGAUCACCGACGAGGGCAUCCGGCAGCUAGCCGCCGGCGGCUGCGCCGCCGAAAGCUUAUCCGUCCUGGAGCUGGACAACUGUCCGCUGAUCACCGACGCGACCCUCGAACAUCUGAUAUCCUGUCACAACCUGCAGCGGAUAGAGCUGUACGACUGCCAACUAAUCUCGCGGAACGCCAUCCGUCGACUGAGGAAUCACCUCCCCAACAUUAAGGUACACGCGUACUUUGCCCCAGUGACACCGCCACCGACCACCAACGGACCACGACCCAGGUAUUGUCGAUGUUGUGAGAUUCUCUGAGAUCAGGCGAUCGGCUUAGCCAGGAAGGUUCUCUGUAGGAGUAGAGAUGACUGAUAUUUAUACUUAUAAUCUUAAUAAAUAAACGAGAAAACGCGAAACAUUUUGUGUAAGAAACCCACAGCGCUAACAUAAACAGAACAUGAGAGUAUCCUUCAUUAUUCAGGAUAGCAGCAAAAUAAUAACACGAUAUUUAAAAAGCAAACCAACUGAACGAUAAAAAAAUAACCUAUUUGAAACCAUUCGUCACUGUGUGUCUGUGUCUGUAUGUACGUUUUGCCGAACAAAGAACAAUUACAUUUCCAAAGCGCGCCCGCUGAAUCAACCUUCACUCCCACACUCAUACGUGUACAAAAGCACCACACGAAACUGCUUGCAGCACACACUAAACACACAUCCACAUCCGAGAAAACAGAACUCGCAGAACAAUAUCAACCAGUGCGCGUCGCGUAGAUAAUAAAAAACCGUAGUUUUCAAAACUCAACUAUUUUAGAAAACAAGAAAAUCACAAACUUUUGAACCUUGCGAACAGUUUCUCUAAAAAAAAAAUCAAAUCAAAUCUCUUCAGACACGCGUUAGGAUUCAAAAAUUUACUAAAUUUAAAACGGUUACAGAAAUAAUAACAAAAACAACAGUAAUACAUAAACAACCAUGUGUUCAAUUAGAAAACGAAGGUGAAUUAAAACAAACACAGCAAAAGCGCAUCCCAAAAACACGUUGCUAAAGUGGUCGAAUUAGCUGGAAUUUUGCAUUUUAGCUAUUUGUUGUGAGCGCGCGGGCAACCAGGCAAGUCAGAACUUCAAGAAAAAUACACUAAGCUUAUAAAAAACAUUGAAAUAGAGAACAGAAAAAAACGCAUUCAAGCGACAAGUAGUUAAAGUUGACAACGGUACAGUAGCGCGUAAAAUUACAAACAGAUAAAAGCAAAACAACCAUCAAAUCGUUUAAACAAAUAAAAAAAAUCAUUAAAUGCAGGAAAAAAAAUCAUUAAAUUUGAUCAAGAGCGAAAACACAAUAAAUUCUAGACGUAAUGACAUUAGACGUAAUACAAAAAAAAACAUUAUUAUUAAUCGAAUCAAAAUAAGCGAAUGCUUGGAACAGACUGCGAUGUGCCGUAGAGAGUGUGAAAAUGGUGUGUUUUGCACGGACCGUUGAACAGAUGUACGCGUGGGAAUGUGAUAGAAAUGACGACGAACCAAUGCCGGAAUGCGUACUGACUGACUGACUGAUUGACUGAAGAGAGAGGGGCCACGAGCGAGCGAGCGAUCGAGAGUAGAACUCACUUUGGAGAAGGGAAAAGAGAUGUGUUUUAUUGAAAUUGAGGCAAGAGUGUGAUGGCGAAGGAGCGAAAGAAGGAGCUAAUUUGAUUGUGAUCUAUACAUAUAAACAUCAUAAUUAUAUUUACGAUGAUACGGCGUAAGGAAGAGAAAAAAAACACUAGAAAAUAAAAUAAUAAAAACAAAGUUUUACAUAUAAAUAUGGAAA